AUGGCGCUUUGGGGCGAUGCGAUUGCCCAGCUUGGGCAGCUGCUGGAUUCACGGUUCACGCCCUUGAACGCGAAGCUCGACACCACUAUCCGUGAUGUGAAGGCACUGGACGAGAAGCUUGACUCCAGCGUCGCUGAGAUGCACAUGGAGCAGGCAAGCUUGAGGCAGGCCCUCUCGGACCUCCAGGCGCAGGUGCACAACUCUUCCGAGAUCGGCAGCACCCCCUGCGACGACGACAUGGCUCCUGGAGAUGCUUGGUCUCGUGCAUCAUCGUCUCUCGUCACUUCUGCGCAGCUGGAGGCCCGUCUGGUGAAGACGGAGCAAGCCAUUGCAGAGACGGUCACGGCUUCCCUUUCGACAACACCCUCCUCGGCUGGCUCGGAUCCGUGGAGCUCGUUCGAACGCUCGUCGGGGGCCAAGAGGUCGCACGAGGGCGCGCCUGUCCGCCAUCGUCAGUUUGCUGUGCCGCCUUCGCUGCUGCCUCCCACACCAGUGACGGGGACUGGGGACAGGUGCGAAGUCUGGAUCAGAGGCUUCCCUCGGAAACUCUUGUCGAGGGUCUUUCAUCACCACUUCGCGCAGGUGACAGCGGCUGCGGACUUGUUGCUUGACGACGCUACGGCCCAGUGUCAGAGUUACAAUUACUGCUACAACAUUCGGUUUCCGUCUGAGGAUGCUGCUCGCGCCUUCUUCUCGUGGGGAAAGGAGUCCUCGUCCUCGGCUGUGCUGUCUUGGUGGGGCCCAACGAAGCUCGAGGAUGUCACGCUGAGGUGGGGCUACGACCAGGCGCUUCACAUUCGUCGCAACAGUUUUGCCCUCGGCAAGUGCUGGGAAGAGAUGAAGAAGCUGUUCGUGGAUAGUAAGGUGCCGAGGGAGUCGUACACGCUCGGAUCCAACCCGCACGCUGGCUUCCUGCACCUGAC
Prorocentrum cordatum is the source of this 923-nucleotide messenger RNA. The record is from the annotation of a GenBank genome assembly. NCBI's taxonomy places the organism in Eukaryota, Dinophyceae, Prorocentrales, Prorocentraceae.